AUGGGCAAUCUAGGUGACUUGUCGCCGGAGGGAAGCGUUGCCGUCGGUGUCAUCGUUGGGCUGAUCUCAACUAGCCUCCAGGCCAUCGGACUCACCCUGCAGCGGAAGUCGCAUUUACUCGAGGACGAGAAGCACCCAUACGAUGUGCGCAGACCCCCCUACAAACGCCGACGAUGGCAGGUAGGAAUGGGAAUGUUUGUGGUCUCCAAUAUCGUGGGAAGCACCAUUCAAAUUACCACGCUGCCACUUCCGGUGCUCUCCACGCUUCAAGCGUCCGGACUAGUCUUCAAUACGAUAUUCGCGACGCUGAUCCUCGGUGAACCUUUCACCCGAUAUUCCCUCGCCGGUACAGUGCUCGUUUGCAUAGGCGCAUUGUUGAUUGCGACAUUUGGCGCCAUCGGGGAACCGGCACAUACCUUAGACCAACUUCUGGAUCUUCUACAACGACGCCCGUUCCUAUUAUGGAUGGGUGGAACUACUCUUUUGGUGGCGGCUGUAUUGAUAGCCUCAAAACUGCUGAAACUCUUCCUUCCUUCGUCACGCGCGAAGCCCUCGGCCUCUGGGCAUUUUACGCCACACCUGCUGCGACUGCAAAGCCGAAUGAAGUUGAUCCGUGGCAUGUCCUAUGGUUUUAUCAGUGGUAUUCUAUCUGCCCAUUCGCUUCUUUUGGCCAAGUCGGCAGUGGAGCUGCUGGUGCGCACGGUAGUUGACCGUGUAAACCAGUUCAACCGUUGGCAGUCAUGGGUGAUCCUACUGGGGAUGAUAUUCCUAGCACUAACACAGUUGUUCUAUCUUCAUCGCGGACUAAAGUUGUGCAGCACCAGUGUUCUAUACCCGUUCGUGUUUUGCAUCUACAACAUCAUCGCCAUCAUGGAUGGGCUGAUCUACUUCCGGCAAGUGUCUCAGCUGGCGGGCUUUCACGCCGGUCUCAUUGCUCUGGGAACAAUUGUUCUCCUGGCUGGUGUUUUGUGUCUUUCUUGGCGAUUGGAAGAUAUCGAUAGUCACGCUGCCGUUAGCGCCUUGGGACCCACGCAGACUGCACUUGGGCCCGGUAUGGCAGUUGUGGAAGAGCACCCUCCGACAUCACCUCGAUUGCUGGACGGCGAGGAUGAAGAAGCACAUGUCGGAGAACGCGAACCCCUUCUCAACACGAAUACGAACACCCGCCAUCUUUCAUAUCAACGAGGACGAGCCCCGAGUUUACCGCUCAAUCUCCAUCUUGAUCAUCCUGACUCUGUCGACUUGAAUCCGGCCUCUAUUUGGGCGGAACUAGACGAUUCCGACUAUGACUCCGCCGAUGGACAACGUCGUUCUUCCGCAGACCACCCACGCAACACCAGUGGCAGUGUAACCUUCCAUGGUCCACGACAAGGGCUUGCGCGACACUCAACGAUCGGCGCCACCACGCACGAUCGAGGGUGGGGAUCUCGCCGAGUCUUGGUGUCAGGGCGCGAGAACCAGCGGCGUCGAAUUUCGGCACCAUUCGGUGGGAUUUCCGCCGCCAAACGCCAACGACGCAGCGCAUGGGGCAUGUCCAAUUCCACGUCUGACGCCCUACCUGGCGGGUACGGAACUAUCCAAGAAGAUACCGAUGAUACUCACGGGCAUGAUGACACCCGUUCUCCGGCCGCAAGAUCUGGCUUUCUUGCUGGACCGAGGAGGGCCCUGACAGGAGCCUGGGAAUCCGGGAGACAAUAUUUGUCUCGAUGGAGCAGCUCGCAGGCGGGCAACCAGGCCCACACCGACCCACAAGACAUACUUCCCCAGGCUGCAACUCAUCCUCGAGCACGGUAUACCCAAGAAGUCACCGAAUCCGAAUCCGGCCCUGUUCAGCCAUAG
Molecule: messenger RNA, 1839 nt
Organism: Penicillium arizonense
Lineage: Eukaryota; Fungi; Ascomycota; Eurotiomycetes; Eurotiales; Aspergillaceae
Exons: 3
Coding region: 1-1839 (612 amino acids)
Biological process (GO): magnesium ion transport
Cellular component (GO): membrane
Molecular function (GO): magnesium ion transmembrane transporter activity
Source: RefSeq, a predicted model, not a curated record